Molecule: messenger RNA, 1545 nt
Organism: Thermothielavioides terrestris NRRL 8126
Lineage: Eukaryota; Fungi; Ascomycota; Sordariomycetes; Sordariales; Chaetomiaceae
Exons: 3
Coding region: 1-1545 (514 amino acids)
Molecular function (GO): chloride channel activity
Source: RefSeq, a predicted model, not a curated record
AUGGCCGAUGACGGUCACGCCAAUGCCGAACCCCCCGCUGCCUCUGUACACCCAGCUGGCGGCCACGGCCACAACCUGCGCGAGAGCCUGCGCGAGACGCUGCCGAUUAACGUUGCCUUGAACAAACCCAACGGCCACAAUGUCACCGCGAGUCAUGUGAUGGAUGAGAUUGCGUCCCCGACAUCGCCCCGCCUCUUCGCAGCGAACCCUUUCAGCCGCAAGAACACGAGCCUGGACAUCGACGACUACUUUACCGGCCCUCGGGAUACCCAGAAACACUCGAAAUGGCCAAUAUUCCUCCGCAUGCACGGCAGCAUCCUGCCCAAGCUGAUCUUGCCACUGGCUGCGGUUGCCGCGUGGACCACGUUAUUCACCUGUAUCAGCAAGCUCGUGACGCCGCUCAUCGUUGAUAGCGUCCUGCUCACCGUGCUCGGUUUCGUUGUUGGUCUGGGCCUGUCCUUCCGCAGCUCUACGGCGUACGAGCGCUACGCCGAGGGCCGCCGGUACUGGGCGCAGCUGAUCCUCGCGAGCCAAAAUCUGGGCCGCGUCUUCUGGUUGCACGCCGGCGAGCGGAAGGACGUGCCCGAGGAGAAAAGGGCCGAGGCAAGGAAGCGAGAGCUGCUUGAGAAGCUGACGGCCUUGAACCUCAUCGUCGCCUUUGCCGUCGCCCUGAAGCACAGGCUGCGGUUCGAGCCCUACACGUGCUAUGAGGACAUCUCGAGCCUUGUCAGCCACCUCGACACGUACGCCCAGUCGGCCACGCGGGACGAUCAAGAGAACGCGCAGCGCACUCUCCGAAAGAGCGGGCGAGUAAAGAGCGUGGCCGAGUACCUGGGCAUCUCGUUCGCCGAGAGCAACCCGCGCAAGGCCGUGAAAAAGGCGGGCCGGCCCCUCGGGAACCUGCCGCUCGAGAUCCUCUCGUAUCUGGCCAGCUACACCGACGAGCUUGCUCUUUCCGGCCGGCUGCCGGUCCCCAUGCAGCAGACGCUGGCAUACAACAACAUCGCGGCGCUCAACGACGUCCUGGCCGGCACGGAGCGCGUGCUCAACACGCCGCUCCCGAUUGCCUACUCGAUUGCCAUCGCGCAGAUCACGUGGGUCUAUGUUCUUGUCCUGCCCUUCCAGAUGUUGCAGAAACUGGACUGGAUGACGAUCCCCGCCACCGUGGUUGCCGCCUACAUCAUCCUGGGCAUCCUGUUCAUCGGCCGCGAGAUCGAGAACCCGUUUGGCAACGACGUCAAUGACCUCCCGCUGGAGGCAUACUGCGCCCAGAUUGCCGCCGAGAUGGACGUCAUUGCGAGUCGCCCCAAGCCCCAAAGCCGCGACUGGAUAGAGUCGGUCGACAACCGUGUCCUGUGGCCUCUUUCAAGCUCAGGCUGGCCCAUGUGGAUGACCCGACCCGAAGAAAAGAUCCAGGAGGCCGUCAGGCACAAGGUCGAAGCAACGUUUGCGAGCCAGAAGAAAAAGGAGGCUGCCGCCGAGGGGCGGCCUGUUUCCGAGGCCGGACGGCAUCUAAAGGAAGCUACUAUUGACGGUGUUGUUUGA